UGACGAGAGUGUUGUGUGUAGAAACUGAGAACAGGUUAGUCCAGUAUGACCGAGGAGGAGCAGGUGAGAUGAGCACACACCUUGUUAGUCUCAAUUCCACCCGGAGAAGCACACAGGUGUCAUCUCCUGCUCCCUGCUCGGCAUCCACGUCAAAAAGAGAAAUACUACAAAGUCACAAUGCCAGCUGACAGAAGCAGUCUUCCACCCUAUCAGCCAAACAGCAAAAAACAUCGACACCGACAUGGCGAGCGGACGUCCCAUCCCGUCUACUACCAUCCCGGAGACAAGAUGCUUCACUUCUACCGCUGGACUUCGCCGCCUGGCGUGAUGAAGAUAAUGAGCAUCAUCAUCAUCAUCAUGUGCGUGGCGGUCUUCGCCUGCGUGGCGUCCACACUGGCCUGGGACUACGACAUGAACAACUUGGGUCUCGGCGGCGGAGGCCUGGUCCCGGGCUUCGGCGGCGGGCAGUUUGGCGGCGGGCAGUUUGGAGGCGGGCAGUUUGGCGGCGGGCAGUUUGGCAGCUCCAUCGGCGGCGGCUUCGGAGGAGGCUCCGGCAGUUCCUUCAGCAAUUUCGGCGGCGGAGGAGUGCAGAUGGAUCCCAAAUCGGCCAAAGGUUUCAUCAUCGCCAUUUCCGCCAUCACCUUCAUCGCCGUGCUGGUCAUUUUCGUGCUGGUCGUGUCCAGGCAAAAGGCCGCUACCUCGUCCAAGUUCUACCUGGCGGCGAUCAUCAUCUCCGCCAUCUUGGCCUUUCUGAUGCUCAUCGCCACCAUCGUGUACUUGGUGGCGGUCAACCCGACAGCUCAGACCUCAGGCUCCAUUUACUACAACCAGAUCCGCCAGGUGUGCGCUCAGUACCAGAACCAGGCUCAGGCUCAGGGUAUCUUCCUCAACCAGUACCUCUACCACUACUGCGUGGUGGAACCUCCGGAGGCCAUCGCCAUUGUCCUCGGCUUCCUGGUGUUUGUGGCGCUGAUCAUUCUUCUGGUGUUCGCCGUGAAGACCCGCUCCAGCAUCAGACGCUGGGGCCGAGACCGCAUCCUGUGGGAAGAAGUCAAGGUGGUCAACGACGGUCUUCAUCACAGCGUCGGAGAGUGGGUGAGCCAAGUGGGGGGCGACCCGGAGAAGCUGCUGAACGACCGCAAUGAUCAAGUCGGGGCUCCGCAGGGCUACCGGGACCACAACAAGCCCAUCUACAUGCCGGGGACCUCGGACAUCUACGCAAUGUCCAGUCUGGAGGAUAAUGACAUUGUUGCCGAUUCAGGAGACAAUCUUGAGGAGAACUUUAGCAAGUCGUUUCCGGCCAUCAUGGACGAGGACGAUCGUCUGACCUACAAACAAGAGUUUGAUGGGGACCAUCAGGAGUACAAGAGAAUCCAGGUGGAGCUGGACAACAUCAAUCAACGUCUGGCUUUUCUGGAUGGAGAACUGGACCGACAUCCUGAGGGCAGUUCUCACUUCCUGGCGGCCAUGGACGAAUACACCGCGCUGAAGAACGUGAAGAAAUCUUCGGACUACCAGGUGAACAAACGACAAAGCAGAUAUCUCAAGUCCAAACUGUCCCACAUCAAGAAGAUGAUCAGCGAUUACGACCACCGGCCUUGAACCUUCCUUGUUUGGCUCCGUCCAGCCACUUUUCUACUUGGGGGAGCAGUCCAGGUCUUUUUUCCCCCCUUUUGGGGCGGCAUAGCUCGGUUGGUAGAGUGGCCGUGCCAGCAACUUGAGGGUUGCAGGUUCGAUUCCCGCUUCCGCCAUCCUAGUCACUGCCGUUGUGUCCUUGGGCAAGACACUUUACCCACCUGCUCCCAGUGCCACCCACACUGGUUUAAAUGUAACUUAGACAUUGGGUUUCACUAUGUAAAGCGCUUUGAGUCACUAGAGAAAAGCGCUAUAUAAAUAUAAUUCACUUCACUUAAGCAAUAAGGUGUUGAAAAUGUACGAAAAAUAAAUUAUAUUUUAUGAUUUUGCUUCAAUUAAUUUCAACUUGGCCCUUUUCAUGUUUUGUACAUUUGCAAACAGUUUUUGGUUUACAUGUGAAUUUUAGUUUUUUUUUCUCCACUUUCUAAUAAAAUAUGUUAAAAAAAAGUCA
Nerophis ophidion (straightnose pipefish) is the source of this 2086-nucleotide messenger RNA. RefSeq names its product occludin b (gene oclnb). The record is from RefSeq and is a predicted model, not a curated record. Bases 178 to 1602 code for a protein of 474 amino acids. Gene Ontology annotation, cellular component: cytoplasmic vesicle; bicellular tight junction; apical plasma membrane. Gene Ontology annotation, biological process: bicellular tight junction assembly. Lineage: Eukaryota; Metazoa; Chordata; Actinopteri; Syngnathiformes; Syngnathidae. The transcript is spliced from 9 exons.